Clunio marinus is the source of this 273-nucleotide messenger RNA. The record is from the annotation of a GenBank genome assembly. Lineage: Eukaryota; Metazoa; Arthropoda; Insecta; Diptera; Chironomidae.
AUGAUCGUCGUUAGACUGGGUGGAGGAAGAUACUCGGCCAAGCAACCAUCAGCGUCAAGCGACCAUGAAAGAAAUAGUCGCAAUGAUGAACACAGAAGCAAUAACAACAGCAACAAAAACCUUUCACAUUCCCAAUCACAGAAUUCAAUGAGUUGGAGAACACAUGGCAGCGGUGGAAUCUUAAAACCGGAAAGAAGGUACACGAGAUGGAAAAAGGUAGAAACACAUCAAGAAUAUUUAGAAACUCGAAUACUUGCUGAAGCUUGUUCAUAA